Cicer arietinum (chickpea) is the source of this 1924-nucleotide messenger RNA. Its product is annotated as vacuolar protein sorting-associated protein 36. Gene Ontology annotation, biological process: protein transport to vacuole involved in ubiquitin-dependent protein catabolic process via the multivesicular body sorting pathway. Gene Ontology annotation, cellular component: late endosome membrane; ESCRT II complex. NCBI's taxonomy places the organism in Eukaryota, Viridiplantae, Streptophyta, Magnoliopsida, Fabales, Fabaceae. The record is from RefSeq and is a predicted model, not a curated record. Gene Ontology annotation, molecular function: ubiquitin binding; phosphatidylinositol-3-phosphate binding.
UGCUUCAAUUCAAGGGAAAAUGGUAAGAUUAUGAUUCGGAAUAAAGAACUCGUUUGCCGAGUCAUUAAUCCAAUUCUGUUUGGUAUGGGAAAACCAAACUGAUUUUUAGUUUUCAUGAACCGCUGUCAUGAUUCAGUUCGGUUCGGUUUAGUUUCUGACUGAAUCAAACCAUAGUCCUAGCUGUGACUUUCAAAAGGUCACUUACAUUCAACUCGAACGAAUACUUAAAACCUUUAAAACGACGUCGAACCUCUUAACUUCAGCGAUGGCUAGGAACUCCUUACUGCCGGUGAAGCUCACCGACAGUGGCCGACCAGUUUUGUCACCAAACGAGAUCGAGUGCUUCUUCCUCUCCGGUGUAGACCUUCUCUGCGAAGAUGAACCAAACACAUGGUUUCCUCACCUAAAAUCUGGCCUUCUCAUCCUCACCACCCACCGCCUCAUCUGGCUCCCAGACGCUACCGCCUCCGGCAACGCCUCCUCCGUUCCCCUCGCUUCAAUCUCCCAAAUUUUCUCUCACAAGAAGUCCCUCAAAUCGGUAUUCGCUUCCCCGAGGGUCCGUUUCCAGGUGUCUCCAUCGCCAGAACGUGGAGUCGCCACGUCGGGGUCGAGAUCAGUAGUUGUGACUGCCGUGUUGAGGGGAAAAGGGGACUGCGACGCUUUUGUGGCUAAGUUUUGGGAGAAUUGGCGAGCCAGAGCGUGGGAGGAGGCAGAGAGUGGUACGAGUUCGGGUUCGAAUGCGGCAGCCGGGGCAGCGUCGGCUUCGAGUGGGAUUUAUUCGAGUGAUGGGACGGUGAGGAUGGUGGGAGUUUCGGGGAUAUUGAGGAAGGAGCAGGAAAUGUGGGAGAGUACUGAUAAGAGUUUGCAGGAUGCUUUUCAGGAUUUAAAUGCUCUUAUGAGCAAGGCUAAGGAAAUGGUGAUGCUAGCUGAAAAAAUGAGGCUAAAACUUUUGUCAGGCCCAAAUUCUCAAACGAAUGCAACUAAUGAUGAGGAGAUGGGUUCGAAGGAAGAGAUGCAAGAAUUGUUAUUGAGUGUUGGUAUAAUAUCCCCUGUUACUAAAGAGUCUGCGGGUGCUUUGUAUCAUCAACAGUUAUCUCGCCAGUUGGCAGAUUUUGUUAAAGUUCCAUUAGAGAGAUCUGGAGGAAUUAUCAAUCUAAUUGAUAUUUACUGUCUCUUCAAUCGUGCUCGUGGGACAGAGUUGAUUUCACCUGAUGAUUUGUUGCAAGCAUGCUCUCUGUGGGAGAAGUUUGAUGUCCCAAUUGUUCUGCGGAAGUUUGAUAGCGGGGUCAUGGUAAUACAAAAUAAGUCCCAAAGUGAUGAGGAGGUUUUCACUAAAAUUAAGGUGCUUGUUACAAAGCCUGACGCUCUUCGGGCUGGGAUAAGUCCUAGUGAUGCUGCAAUGACACUGGGAGUUGCGCCAGCAAUGGCAAAGGAACAUCUCUUGUCUGCUGAGAGCAAGGGUAUACUUUGCAGAGAUGUAAGCCCUGAUGGAUUUCGCUUUUAUAUUAACUUGUUCUCGGAAAUUGAACGAGAUGAUAUGUAUUUAGUAAAAGAUCAGGGGAUUUAUGCUUCAUGGGUAAGAGCAAUCCAUGCUCAUGGUUAGAGUGGCAUGUUUGCUCUAUUCAAGGUAUGUUGGACAAAUUUUGAGUGCCAAGAACUGGCCUGAGUUGACUAGUUUGUGUAUAUUUUGCUCCUUAAUCAUUAUACAUAAGGGCCAUAUUUAGUGAGUAUGGUUGAAGGAAAAAAAAAGUACAUACACAUUGUAAAGAACAUUUAACAAAAACACUAUAAAGAAGGAUUAUAAUGCCUGAAAGAAGGCACAUCAAAAGAACUUUUUUAUUCACACGAAUUUGGCAUAGCAUUGUGAAUUUGCCUCUUUGGCAAAUGGAAGCAAGAACUAAGCUCAAAGUUACAUUACCUUCAA